Molecule: messenger RNA, 2098 nt
Organism: Ipomoea triloba (trilobed morning glory)
Lineage: Eukaryota; Viridiplantae; Streptophyta; Magnoliopsida; Solanales; Convolvulaceae
Exons: 3
Coding region: 639-1823 (394 amino acids)
Source: RefSeq, a predicted model, not a curated record
ACACCUCCUCUCAAAGGCUUUAAAAAAAAGAGUCUAAACUAAAAAUCUUUCACAGGUCCCACGUUUCUUCCCGUCGGUAAUUGUAACUAAGCCGGAAAUGAAUAUUCCGGCGAGAAAUCCCUUUCUUCACAAAUGUAAUGUCCGUGCUUCAGUUCAUCACCGUCACGUUUUCCGUGAAAAUCCCUAACUGAAACCACACUCUUUCUCAUUCUCUUCUUCAACUACCUCACGAAGAGUGAGAACGGGAGAAGGUAUAAAAAUAGCAAUUUCCCAGUUUUUCCUCGCGUAAAUAUAACCGAUUGCUGUACUUCUGAUUGAUUCUGUGAUACGAUCUUUGUUAUAUGACGAUGAUCGGUUGGUUGAAGCUGUUUUCGAAGCAUUAAUUUCGUGAUUUUUUUAAGGUUCUUUUCGUGUAUUUGUGUAAAUUGUGGUAUCAAUUCUGAAAAAGAUAGAGCUGUGGUUUUGAUUCUGAUUUGACUUUGAACGCGCAAAGCUAGUUUCUGAGAAUUGCAGCAGAACUGCCUUGUCCGAGUUUGUUUGUGUAAACGAGUAUAUUUAGACUGUACAGAGAGAGAGGCAGAGAGGAGGAGGGUUUAGGCUAUAGUGUAGCAGAGGAAUUACGACUUCUUAAGAUAGAAAUGCCGGUGACGAAGAUUCAACCGAUCGAUUCGCAAGCUUACGGAGAAUCGUCGAUUCGAAAUGACUCCGCCAAGCCGGUUUCGAAAUCUCGAUUCAAGAGGUUCUUCGAUCGACCGUUUCCAAGCGUUCUACGGAAUUCAUCUACGUCGGAGAAGCUCAACGCGGCCGCCGUGGCUGGUGGUGGAGAGUUGCCGUACGGCAAGGAAGGAUUUCCAGCCGCCGCCGCGGUUGAGUUCGAACCGAGCUCGGUUUGCCUGGCGAAGAUGGUUCAGAAUUUCAUCGAGGAGAGCAAUGAGAAGCAGCCGUCCAAGGCCGUGAAAUGCGGACGCAACCGCUGCAAUUGCUUUAACGGCAACGGCGACGACAGUUCCGAUGACGAGUUUGAUUUCUCUACCUUUGGCUUCGCCGAUUCUCUAUCAAACUCUUCCUCUUUCGGCGACUCUUCCGAUACUCUCAAGAGCUUGGUUGUUUGUGCGAGCGUUGCCGAGAGAAACAUAUUAGCAGACACCUCCAAAAUUGUAGAGAAGAACAAAGCCUGCAAGCGUAAAGACGAUUUCAGGAAAAUCGUCGCCGACGGCCUCCUAGCUCUCGGCUACACCGCUUCCAUCUGUAAAUCAAAAUGGGAAAAGACCUCCUUGAUUCCAGCAGGUGAAUAUGAGUAUAUUGAUGUAAUUGUGGAAGGCGAAAGAGUGUUGAUUGAUGUGGAUUUCCGAUCGGAGUUUGAGAUAGCAAGGUCAACGGGAAGUUACAAGGCGAUUUUGCAGUUAUUGCCGUUCAUCUUCGUCGGGAAAUCCGAUCGGCUGCAGCAGAUCGUGUCGAUCGUGUCGGAAGGUGCGAGGCUGAGCUUGAAGAAGAAGGGGAUGCACAUGGCUCCCUGGCGUAAAGCCGAGUAUAUGAAAGCCAAGUGGCUCAGCCCUUACACCCGCGCUUCUCCUCCGCCGCCGCCGCCGCCGCCGAUUGAAGCCGAUCCUGAGCCGGAAGCGGUUGAUGCUGAAGCUGAAGCUGAGAGCGAGUGUGGAGAGUUAGACCUGAUUUUUGGAGAGAAAGAGACAGCAUUUUCUGUGUCACCGUCGCCGCCGAAACAGCCGGAAGUGAUGCAAUGGCAACCGCCGGCAAUAAAGCCGAAAGGCACUGAUAAGAGAAACAAGGUCGUCGUCACCGGAUUGGCUGCUCUCCUCAAGUAGAAAUCCUAAAAAAUUUUGUUUUGUUUUUUUUACUCGGAUAAAUUCCUAACCUUUUCCAUUUGUUUUCUUUUUCCCCCCAGUACAAAAAGUAUAUAGAGAGAUGGAGUCCAGAUAAUCGGAAAUCUUUAUAUAUUUUCCCCUUUAUUUUUUCUUUAAAUUUUCGUCCCUUGUUUUUGGUUGCAGGGUCUGAUGUAAGAAAAAAGAAAAUCUAUAUACCCCUUGCUGUAAUAAACUCUACUUAUAGAAACCCAAAAAAAGGAAAUUUUCAAAAUGAA